Molecule: messenger RNA, 1036 nt
Organism: Pristis pectinata (smalltooth sawfish)
Lineage: Eukaryota; Metazoa; Chordata; Chondrichthyes; Rhinopristiformes; Pristidae
Gene: dph3
Product: diphthamide biosynthesis 3
Exons: 3
Coding region: 145-396 (83 amino acids)
Biological process (GO): protein histidyl modification to diphthamide
Molecular function (GO): metal ion binding
Source: RefSeq, a predicted model, not a curated record
GCGACGGCGUGCGCAGCGAGUGUCGGUUUGUAGCGGCGGAGGAGAGUCGGAGCGGCGAGCCCGAGCAAGGCCGCUUUAGCUACGAGGCGGUGGGAAUUGGAGCCGGAGUCGUUGGGCCGAGCUGGGCCGCCGGUGUUGGCCGCCAUGUCGGUGUUUCACGAUGAGGUGGAGAUCGAGGAUUUCGAGUUCGACGAGGAGACGGAGAGCUACUACUACCCGUGUCCGUGUGGGGACAAGUUCUUCAUCAGCAAGGAAGACCUGGAGAAUGGGGAAGAAGUCGCGACGUGUCCAAGUUGUUCUUUGAUUAUCAAAGUCAUUUAUGAUAAAGAUCAGUUCAUGUCUGGAGAACGAGUGGAAAUGGUGACCACAGAUAAAUUAGAAAAAUUGAAAUGCUGAUUUUCGAAGAGGCUGCAGUCCUGAUGAACUUUUAAGGACGUGUUGAGGCGUGUUUUUUAAGGACUGGACACUGGAUUAUGAAUGAAGAUGUGCAUGAAAAUGAGUUACAUUAACCACAUGCAAGAAUUGACUGGAUUCAUAGAUGCAUUUGUUAUGCAAACUACACACAACGACACAUAAUACAAUACAUAUGGUGUAGCAGUUUUAUUAUGAUUCCUAGAAAUUUUAUGCCUUUGAGUUGGGGUGAAAUACAAGAUAAACACUCGAUCAAUGAACUUAAGACCGGGGCUCCUCCAGGAGAAAAAUUGGAAGCAAUGAUCUGCAUUAUGGUUUGUGUUUCUUGUUUCUUCAUUUCUUAAGUUUGUAAAGCUAUUGCUGAAUAAAAUUUCUAAAGUUAAAGGUUUACUACUAGAAAUUAUCAACUAUUAUUUUAAGCAGGAAGGUAUUAUAAAACCCUCUGACUUGCUUUGCCUGGGGAGAGCUCAGCAACAAAUUAUUGCUUCUGAAUGUGUUCGGGACAUUGUGCAAUAAUGUAUUUAUUUUUAAAGAAUUUGCUUUUCUGGAAAGUUAAAAUACAGAUGUGAAAGAAAAUACAGUUUAUUGUAUAAUCCUUUUAUAAAAUGAUCCUUUUAUAAAAUGA